ACUCUUUUCCCGAUUGCAUCAUACCAUAAGAAAAAUUAAAUCUUACAAAACGAUAUACAAGUAGAAGUCUAGAACAAAUAACAAAGCUCAUAGUUCACAUACUCAUAAUUCAUCGUCAAUGGCUGCAUCCUCCCCUCAGAUUGGAUUCUUAGUUCCUCUGAAUGAUAAACUAGAAGAAAACACUUCAAACCCUAGAAUCCCAAUUGUAAAUGGGCCCAAUAUUGUGGGCCGUGAUUCUGUUCCGGUUGCUGAUAAAAGGCUCAGCCGGAAGCAUCUUUCCGUUACUGCUUCUGCGGAUGGCCGGGCCCAUGUAAUUGUGGAAGGGUCGAACCCGGUGGUGGUUAGAUCAAAUGAUCAAAGGAAGAAGCUUUUGUCGAGGGAGAGUUGUGUGAUUAAAGAUGGCGAUGUUAUUGAGUUGAUACCUGGGUAUCACUUCUUUAGGUUUUGGGGUGUGAAAAAUAGUGUGGCACCGAUUAGUCAGAAAAGGGAUUGUAGUGAAGGGAAUAGAGUAGGUGAAGAAGAUGAAUCAGUUAGUCGGAAGAGGGCAAAACAGGUUUCUCAAGACGAAGCAUUUGCCAGAAAUUUGCAGGCUGAGCUUAACAAUGGGAGCCCUGUGCAUGGAAGAUCUGCUGAGACUAUCCGUUACUUCAGCCCUACUAAUGAUAAAUUACCAUCAACAUUCCGUCUUAUGAAAGUAAAAGGGCUCCCCCCCUGGGCAAAUACAAAUGCUGUUUCUAUUAGUGAUGUGAUUCAGGGAAAUGUACAAGUUGCUAUCCUUUCAAAUUAUAUGGUAGACAUCGACUGGUUGACUUCCGCUUGUACAACACUUAAUAAAGUUCCUCAUGUUCUGGUUGUGCAUGGAGAGGGUGAUGGUACAUUGGAGUACAUGAAGAGAAAGAAGUGUGCAAAUUGGAUUUUACACAAACCCCCAUUACCGAUUUCAUAUGGGACACACCAUUCAAAAGCCAUGUUUCUUGUUUAUCCUCAAGGAGUAAGGAUCGUUGUCCAUACAGCAAACUUAAUAUAUGUUGAUUGGAAUAACAAAAGCCAAGGGUUAUGGAUGCAAGAUUUCCCAUGGAAGAAUUCUAAUCCUCCAAAUAAAGGAUCUGGGUUUGAAAGUGACCUAGUUGAUUAUCUGACUGCAUUGAAGUUGCCAGAAUUUUCUGUCAGCUUGCCAGGCCUUGGCAACUGUAAUAUCAAUGCAUCGUUUUUCAGGAGAUUUGAUUACAGCAGUGCAACGGUCAGGUUGAUUGCUUCUGUCCCUGGUUACCACUCAGGUUCCAGUUUGAAAAAGUGGGGGCAUAUGAAACUAAGGACUGUUCUGCAGGAAAGUAUAUUUGACCAGCAGUUUCGGAAGGCCCCUCUUGUUUAUCAGUUCUCAUCACUAGGUUCAUUGGAUGAGAAAUGGAUGACAGAACUAGCAUCGUCUAUGUCAUCUGGCGUGUCAGAAGAUCAACAGCCUUUAGGUCUGGGGCAGCCAUUAAUAAUUUGGCCUUCUGUAGAAGAUGUCAGAUGUUCACUAGAGGGCUAUGCAGCUGGAAAUGCCAUCCCAAGUCCACAAAAGAACGUUGAAAAAGAGUUUUUAAAGAAGUAUUGGGCUAAAUGGAAAGCACGCCACUCAGGUCGUUGUCAUGCAAUGCCACAUAUAAAGACGUUUGCACGUUAUAAUGGCCAAGACCUUGCGUGGUUCCUUCUCACUUCAUCAAACCUAAGCAAAGCUGCCUGGGGUGCACUACAGAAAAAUAAUUCUCAGUUAAUGAUUCGUUCUUAUGAGCUUGGAGUACUGUUUUUGCCUUCUAAACCACAUGGGUGCAGCUUUUCUUGUACAGACAAUGGAAAUCAAUCAGAGGGUAAAUGUGAGAUGGCUAAUAAUUCUGAGGCAGAGAGAACAAAACUGGUUACCUUGUCAUGGGAAGGAAACAAGAAUACAAAAAUAUCAGAAGUGAUCACAUUACCCGUGCCUUACGAACUCCCGCCACAACGAUAUUCUUCUGAAGACAUUCCGUGGUCAUGGGACCGGCGAUACAACAAGAAAGAUGUGCAUGGCCAAGUUUGGCCAAGACAAGUUCAACUCUACACCACUCAAGGCUAAUAAGAUGUCAGACUCCUUGUGUAUUUAGGUCAAACGGGACGCUGUAUGUUCUGGGACGGGUGUGAGGCUACAAGCCUACAACCUAAGGAUUAUGCUUUAUACUUCAUAUUCGUUUCAAUAAAUUUAAACUAUUAUAAUCAUUUAACUUACCCGUUUUUAGUUUCUAGAUUAUUUCUAUUAGAAAUCAGUUUUCCCUGUUAUGGGUUAGUAUGAUAUGAGAUUAAAGAUUUAAAGUA
This is a messenger RNA of Daucus carota subsp. sativus, 2328 nucleotides long. RefSeq names its product tyrosyl-DNA phosphodiesterase 1. The transcript has 17 exons. The coding region runs from base 119 to 2092 and encodes 657 amino acids. The record is from RefSeq and is a predicted model, not a curated record. Gene Ontology annotation, biological process: DNA repair. NCBI's taxonomy places the organism in Eukaryota, Viridiplantae, Streptophyta, Magnoliopsida, Apiales, Apiaceae. Gene Ontology annotation, molecular function: 3'-tyrosyl-DNA phosphodiesterase activity; protein binding; single-stranded DNA binding. Gene Ontology annotation, cellular component: nucleus.